Messenger RNA from Solenopsis invicta (red fire ant), 2797 nucleotides. RefSeq names its product mannose-P-dolichol utilization defect 1 protein homolog. NCBI's taxonomy places the organism in Eukaryota, Metazoa, Arthropoda, Insecta, Hymenoptera, Formicidae. The record is from RefSeq and is a predicted model, not a curated record. The transcript is spliced from 5 exons. Bases 248 to 982 code for a protein of 244 amino acids. Gene Ontology annotation, biological process: oligosaccharide biosynthetic process.
GUGAAAAACCGGGCCCGUCUAACAACACUGAUGUCAAGGUGAGUUGGCACUGUUGGUAGUGGCAAUGGCACGCGUUAUCGCGUUUUUAAGUUUCAGUUGUCAUCGAUUCGCUUAAUGAUAGCAUAGUAAUAGUAGAUGAUAGCGUAAGGUUUUUCGAACGUGUCGUCUAAGGCUGCCGUUCUUCACUCCAUGUGUAUUUAUACCACGAGAUAAUACAGUCGAUGAAUACAGAACAAAUCGUAGCAAUAUGGCACAACAUAUCAGAAAAGCGGCGUUAUUUUUAUUUACUCGAGAAUGUAUAAAGGAGUACUUCGACGAGUUCAAUUUUUUCCAUGUCGGAUGCUUCAAGGCAACGUUGAGCAAAGGUCUAGGACUAGGUAUCAUUGGAGGUUCCUUGCUUGUGAAGAUACCUCAAAUUAUAAAGAUUCUAAAAAAUAAAAGUGGCGAAGGAAUCAAUAUCUUCAGUGUAUUAUUGGAUCUAUUCGCUAUCACCGCAAUGUCUUCCUACAGUUUCAGCAGUAGAUUUCCAUUUAGUGCCUGGGGAGAUGGAGUAUUUUUGGGAAUUCAGACUUUAAUUAUUGCGGUCCUAGUAAUGCAUUAUAAUGGAGAUACAGCAAAAGCAACUGCAUUCCUUUCUGCUUAUCUAGCAGUAAUUUGCGCAGCUAACAGUGGGUUAACGCCUAUUCAUGUUCUUUGGGCGUUCCAAGCACUGAAUAUACCCGUUGUCCUUUUUAGCAAGUUAAUACAAGCCUAUACAAAUUAUACUAAUGGAAGUACCGGCCAAUUAUCAGCAGCUACAUGUUUUAUGCUCUUCUUGGGUUCUCUCGCUAGAAUCUUUACUUCCAUUCAAGAAACGGGUGAUACAACUAUGAUAACAAUGUAUGUGUGUUCCACUCUGGCAAACGGUAUAAUAGUGGCGCAGCUUCUUUAUUACUGGAAUGUGGAUGUAAAAAACAAAGAAAAGCUUAAGAAAAAAAGCUAGAGUAAAAAAAAUAGAAAUGUUUAUAUAUAGCGCGUGCAAUUGAUUAUUUACACACCCAAUUUAAAAUAACGCGCGGCUGUAAAAAAAUUUUGUAUGAUAUUUUACAAGCUCAAUAUAAUAUGAAGACGAAUGCUUGGGAAUUACUUUCUAUAAGGAAAUAAAUUUCUGAAAAUGUUUUUCACAUACAUACAUACCCAGAUAAUGUAUUUGUAUUUUGUUGUUGACACGUUGCUCGCAAUUAUAACAUAUGGUAUCAAAAUUGUAACAAGUGAAUCCGAUUGGUAGAGUCCGAAAAUCAAAACUAUACUUUAUUUAGUUUCAGCGAAACCGAAUAUUUGAUCAGUCUUUAGUUUCGACCGAAUUUGAAACCGAAAUCGAAACUCACAAAAAAUAUGAAAAUUUUAGAAAGUCUAAAAAGAGUUACAUACCUAUAGGCGCAUGCACAAAAAUAUCCUAUGCGCGCGCAUGUGUGAGUGUGCGUAUUUGUCUAAUAUGAUAAAUACUGAUAACACUGGGCGACGUGGCUUUGUUGUUCGAAUAAAAUGUAUCGCGCUGGACACGAAUCCGGCAAUCAAAUUGCUCCAUCACAUCAGGUUUUUGAAAAAAAUGAGGUUAAAGGCACACACACACACACACAUACACACAUAUAAUCUUUAAGAACAUAAAUUAUCAAUAGUUUAUCACAUAUUUAGUGUCAUUAUUACCUUUUUAUUAGAGAAUUACAAUUUUUUUAUUAUGAACUGUGACACACUGAUUCUACUAUCUGUAGCAUCACAAGUCAUAUUAUCUUGCUAACAAUAAAAUUUUGAAACAUAAAAUAAAAGUAUUUUUUAAACAAGUCUGGCAAAUUAUUAAAAAAUAAACAUUUUAUAUUAAUAAACGUUGCAACUUCAGUUUCGGUCACGUGACCGAAUCUUUUAUUCAGUUUUGGCUGAAACCGAAACUCAGCUAAAUCUUAAAUUUUUGACCAAAACUGGCCGAAACCGAAUAUUUGGUUGGACUCUUAUUUAUUGGUAAAAUUGAUGUCUUCGUAUGACAACUUUUGAUAACGACAUACCAGCAAUUUAUGUUCUGAAAUCGUCUAAUUUAAAAUUGCUGUGGCUGUUACUAUAAUAAUUUAUAGAAUCACACAAUGCUUUGCCGAAAUACGAGGUAACUUUUGGUGCUUGCCAUUAAAUUUAUAUGUAUGCAUUGUAUGCAAUAUACAGGGUGAUUAUUAAUGACUGUUUCCAUGUUUUACCAUAGGAGCAUGAUUUACCGAUACAUACGUAUUUCUAACAUAUUAUAUUAGAAAUUAUAAAUGCGUGCUCCUAUGGUAAAAAGUGGGAACAGUCAUUAAUAAUCACCCUGUAUGCAUGUUUCAAUGUCGGUAUAUUCAAACUUAUUGGAGACAAAUACGCUGCAAGUUGUCAACCUCAUAAGCAAUCACAAAUUUGCGCAAUUUUGCUUAGGUACAUUUGAUUAUCUGGGCAGGAAUAAUUUAGUAUUACACAUAUAUAAUUUGGAACUGUAACAGUUAAUUAAUACCAUUUUACAACCUGGAAAUCAAAGUAGGAACAAACAAUAUUGUUUUAUUAAAAGAUGAGAAAUGACAAUAUAUUAUAAAGUGUCACUUAUUAAGCAUUGUAUAAUUAGAUAAGACUGGAUUAUUGACAUAAUCAAUAUGUUUGUUACUUUUCCAAUAUAAAACGAAACAAUAUCUUUUGUACUUAUUUUACGGAUUGUAAAAUAAGAAUUUCAUAUAUUUUCUGUAUUAUAAUUUAUUACUGCAAAUUCUUAAUUUGUAUUGUUAAUAAAAACAUUAUUUACGUAUUA